This is a messenger RNA of Rhea pennata, 641 nucleotides long. Its product is annotated as macrophage migration inhibitory factor. The record is from RefSeq and is a predicted model, not a curated record. Gene Ontology annotation, molecular function: cytokine activity; phenylpyruvate tautomerase activity. Lineage: Eukaryota; Metazoa; Chordata; Aves; Rheiformes; Rheidae. The transcript has 3 exons. The coding region runs from base 93 to 440 and encodes 115 amino acids.
CCCUGUAAGGCCGGCCCCGCGCGCACUGAAAGGCGCCUGCUGCCGCCGCCGCGCUGCACUGCGCCGCUGCCGCCCUCGCCGCCGCCGCCACCAUGCCGAUGUUCGCCAUCUACACCAACGUCUGCAGGGACGCCGUGCCCGAGAGCCUGCUGGGCGAGCUCACCCAGCAGCUGGCCAAGGCCACGGGCAAGCCCGCGCAGUAUAUAGCUGUGCACAUCAUACCUGACCAAAUGAUGUCCUUUGGAGGCUCCACUGAUCCCUGCGCUCUCUGCAGUCUUUACAGCAUUGGCAAAAUAGGAGGGCAGCAAAACAAGACUUACACCAAGCUCCUGUGUGAUCUGAUUUCCAAGCACUUGCAUGUAUCUGCAGACAGGGUGUACAUCAACUACUUUGACAUGAACGCUGCCAAUGUGGGCUGGAAUGGUUCCACCUUUGCGUAGAGCUCUCUCAUCUGACCAAAGAGGAUAUUCCUGGACCUGCCCUUCUCCUGCCAGUUAGCAGAGCCCUCUGCACAAAUGGCCCCAUGUUACAUUUUGUGCACUGUCACAGAUUGAUGGCUCCUUGCUAGUGUGUUCACAUAUUACUGCUUCAACAUUCCUCUGUUUUCUCUAUGUAGAAAACAAAUAAAGAUUUAGAAGGAG